AGCACUAAUUACUUUCCAAAUGGGCGUUUACCAUUGAAACGAAUUUGUUUGUGCUCUUGUUCUGGUUGUAGAAAGACAGAGAAGGAAAGGGAAAGGGAAGAGAAAUGAGACAAAGAAACUAAACAACUUUCCCGGUACUUUAAAGUUUAGUUUUUGUCGAAGUUUGAGUCCUCGCAGGUCGUAAUGGGUUGUUGUAACAGCACAGAGAGCAAACGGGACUGGAAACCCCUGGAGGAGCGUAGCUGCACGGAUAUCCCAUGGCUCAUCAUAUUUACACUGUUCUGCAUUGGGAUGGCAUGUAUUUGUGGCUAUCCCAUCGCCACAGGAGGUGCCUCCAGGCUCAUCUCAGGAUAUGAUAGUUAUGGCAACACCUGUGGUAAAAAUAACACCAGAAUCGACGGAGUACCCCUCAGUGGCCGGGACAUGAGAGAAAACAAGUAUGUUUUCUUUCUAGACCCAUGCAACCUCGACAUCAUUAACAGAAAGAUCAAGUCCAUUGCCCUGUGUGUCUCCAAGUGUCCAGCUGCUGAACUGAAGUCAUACAGUGACUUAAAGCAGUUUGCUCUGAAUAAUGGCUCUCAUCUCUGUUCCUAUGAUAUUUCUCCUACAAGAUACACAAGCAGUUCAGACAGAUACACUAAAUGUCCAAAACUCCCUGUUCUGCCAAGUAAGGCCGUGCCGCUGUUCCGUCGCUGUAUUCCUGUAGAUAUCGGCUGCUAUACUGAAUUUGCCCAGGCAUUUAUUACAUUUGUCAGUGACAACACUGUGUUGCGACGAGUGAUCGGUGGGGUGAUGGCCAGCAAGGAGAUCAUCAUGGGCCUCUGCCUGCUGGCUUUAGUUCUCUCCUUGAUCAUGAUGGUUGUCAUUCGUUACAUCUCCAGAGUCCUGGUGUGGAUUCUAACAAUUCUGGUAAUCAUCGGCUCUAUAGGUGGAACAGGCGUCCUGUGGUGGCUGUACGUAGACAGCAGGAAUGCCCUGAAUAAUAACACCACAUCAGUGUUUGGAAAAGAAGUGGCCUCGGACAAUGUUAAGGCUUUGCUCGUGUAUGCAAUUGGUGCUACAAUUUUCACGGUAAUACUGCUGCUGGUGAUGUUCUUCAUGAGGAAGCGUGUGGCUCUCACCAUCUCCCUGUUCCAUGUGGCGGGUAAAGUGUUCAUCCAUCUUCCCCUGCUGGCCCUGCAGCCUUUCUGGACCUUCCUCUGCCUCAUGCUCUUCUGGGUCUACUGGAUCGCAGUGCUUCUCUUCCUCGGGACUGCAGGGGCGCCAGUAAAGAACAAUUCUACAGGUGUGGUUGAAUAUCAAAUGCAGGGGCCUCUCCAGUACUUGGUGUGGUAUCACGCUGUGGGCCUCAUCUGGAUCAGUGAGUUCAUUCUUGCCUUCCAGCAGAUGACCAUUGCUGGAGCUGUGGUCACCUACUAUUUCACAAGGAAUAAAUCCCAGAUGCCAAUAACACCCAUCCUUUCCUCCAUGGCACGAACCAUCCGUUACCACCUGGGUACUUUGGCCAAAGGCUCCUUCAUCAUCACACUUGUUAAGAUCCCUCGUCUCAUCCUGACAUACAUUCACAGCCAGCUCAAAGGAAAGGAAAAUGCAUGUGCUCGAUGCAUGCUAAAAGCCUGCGUCUGCUGUCUGUGGUGUCUUGAGAAGUGUUUAGCAUACUUGAAUCAAAACGCUUAUACUGCCACAGCCAUCAACAGCACCAAUUUCUGCACCUCGGCUCGUGAUGCUUUUGUUAUUCUGGUGGAAAAUGCGCUCCGGGUGGCUGCCAUUAACACCGUGGGCGACUUUGUCCUCUUCUUGGGAAAGGUUCUUAUAGUUUCCUGCACAGCAUUUGCUGGUAUUUUGGCUCUGAACUACCAGAGAGACUACACUGUGUGGGUGCUGCCUCUCCUCAUCGUCUGUCUGUUUGCCUUCCUGGUUGCCCACUGCUUCCUCUCUGUGUUUGAGAAUGUGGUCGAUGUUCUCUUCCUCUGCUUCGCUAUCGACACUAAGUAUAAUGACGGCAGCCCUGGGCGCGAGUACUACAUGGACAAGGCCUUAAUGGAAUUUGUUGAGAACAGUAAAAAAAUGGGUUGGCACAAACCAAAGGAUGGCGAUGGACGAGAGAUGAAGCCCAUGACACGUGGAGGGACUUUAGCUUGACCAAGUUUCACAAAGACUGCCAAAACUCCUAAAAAUCUUUCAGAUCCUAACUCAGAGUUUACCAGCAUUACACUCCAGGGACAUCAACAAAAUAACAGUGCACUUUGUAUAGAAGCUUUACCAAGCAAGCAAAGCAAAAAGGUGCUUUGUAUCUUACUGUUUAUUUUUGAAAAAGAGGGUUACAUUUUGACACUAAUAGAUUUAAUAUGGCAAAAGCUUAUUUGGGUUUGUCCAGGUAAACUGGAUUUGCGAGUUUUCUUUUCUUUACACAUCCAAGUUUUCCUUUCAAUUGUAUUUUAAAUAAUGUGAGCGAUUUAACAUGGUUUAACAUGUUUGGUUUCAUAAGUAAGAUUAUCUGCCUUUUGAAGGGUUCAGUGAGCAUUUUGAAACAUACAGCUAACUACAUGUUGUCGAAAAACUGGCAAAGUUGUUUAUGACUUAUUCAAUUUUAUACUUAAAUAAAACCCUUUUCAGUUUUA
Molecule: messenger RNA, 2621 nt
Organism: Amphiprion ocellaris (clown anemonefish)
Lineage: Eukaryota; Metazoa; Chordata; Actinopteri; Pomacentridae
Product: choline transporter-like protein 1
Exons: 16
Coding region: 184-2142 (652 amino acids)
Biological process (GO): transmembrane transport
Cellular component (GO): membrane
Molecular function (GO): transmembrane transporter activity
Source: RefSeq, a predicted model, not a curated record